This is a messenger RNA of Rotaria sordida, 540 nucleotides long. Lineage: Eukaryota; Metazoa; Rotifera; Eurotatoria; Philodinida; Philodinidae. The record is from the annotation of a GenBank genome assembly.
AUGUUGUUUCGUUCAAUCAUUUUCGUUUCAUUUAUUAUUUUAAUAAAUAGCAAAACAAUUUCGCCAUUGAAUAUAACUAAGACUAUAAAAAAACUAACAACGACAACAACAACUUUUCCAACAGAAACAACUACAGUUUUAAAUACAACAACAAUGAAAUAUGAAGAAGAAAUGACAACAACAGCCACAUUAACAAAUUCUAUUAAAUAUAAUAAAUCUUAUGAAUUUCAAUCAAACUUUAGUCGUAAUAAUGAUUCUGUUUUUGUUUCUAUUCAUUCAAAUGUAUCAGAUACAUUUGUAUCGAUUAAUAAUACAUUUACUAUUAGUAAAUAUGAUAAUUAUCCAUGUGAAAUUUUAUUUAAUGAACAUUUAAAUAAUUUAAAUCAAAUGUUACAAACAACAAUUAUUAUUAAUUUCAAUCGAUCAUUAACACAUAAUUUAGCUAUUCAAUUUGGUGAUCGUUUAAUUGAUAUUGCAGAUCUUUUAUCAACAAUUCGAUUGAUGGAUAAUCAUAAUAAGACAAUAGAAACUGAUUAUUGA